Cuscuta campestris is the source of this 1056-nucleotide messenger RNA. The record is from the annotation of a GenBank genome assembly. Lineage: Eukaryota; Viridiplantae; Streptophyta; Magnoliopsida; Solanales; Convolvulaceae.
AUACAAGGCACACAAAUUUAUAACAACGAGUACAUGGAACUACUCCUAGCCCAAGGCGCCUACCCAACUAUUCUAAUCUUGGCUUUUUAAACACUCAUAUCUACGGUCAUGUCCUCAUUAAGGGCAAUAAGUCGUAAUUGUUGUCUAACACUUCCUUUCAAUUCUUCCUAAGUCUACCCCUUUCCCUGCUCCCAUGCACCAACGUAAGCCUCUCGCAUCUCCACAUUGGACGUCAGCAUUCCGCCGCUUCAUAUGCCCAAACCACCUCAACCUCGCUUUCAGCAGAUCAAGGCUUAAUAUACCAAAUAUGGUUGAUUUCCCACCUCUUCAGUUGAUAACCACAAUCACGAUGGGAAAGACAAGGUGGGAGCUGGGAACAGGUGUGACAACGAUUCAAGGACGUUAUGCACAGGGCUGCGAGGACAUUAUGCACUGGGCUGCGAGGACAUUAUGCACUAGGACAGAAUGCAGCGAGGACAGAAUGCAGCGAGGUCUUUAUGAACUGAACCUGCAAAACACAACACCGUGGAAGGACAGCGGAGUCGCCGGAGCUGUCCUUAAGAAAUUAAGUUUCAACUUGCCUAGUUGCCUUGUGUGUGUUCAUUUUGAAGAUUUGCAGAAUCCCAGGGUUGAUCCUGGGCUCAAAAACAUCACUUGGGUCCUCAGGAGUCUUACACUUGCGCUCAACACCCGGAACUCUUGGAAGGCUUCCCGUUCAAUAACUUGGGCACAAGAGCGUAUUCAUUUCCCACCUUCAAACAACAGGGAAGCUGUCAUGCUACAAUACGGAAAGGUCUUCACCACCGAAUCAUUUGACAUAUGCGGAAGGCAUGCUGCUUUUUACGAAUAGACAUGUGGCAAAUCUAAGGAAACUUAAAACAUUUCUUGACACAUUUCAAAAGGCUAGUGCACUCAGGCUCAAGCUGGAAAAAUGUAAACUGUUCACAUCGAAACCCUCUUCAAACACAACUAGAAGGAAGAAGGAAGCUUUGGAGGUGCGGAUUGGCAAGCUACCGUGUCAAUACCUUGGCGCACAAAUAUACAAGGGAUUAACAG